Gekko japonicus is the source of this 3753-nucleotide messenger RNA. RefSeq lists its product as uncharacterized. Lineage: Eukaryota; Metazoa; Chordata; Lepidosauria; Squamata; Gekkonidae. Bases 1 to 3753 code for a protein of 1250 amino acids. The transcript is spliced from 3 exons. Gene Ontology annotation, molecular function: nucleic acid binding; zinc ion binding. The record is from RefSeq and is a predicted model, not a curated record. Gene Ontology annotation, biological process: DNA integration.
AUGGCUGGGAAUCAGAAGUUCGAGGCAUUCGAACCAUCGUCCGAAGAUUGGGACUCUUACCUCGCCAGGUUCGAGUUCCAUUUGGAGACACACGACAUCACCGAGGAGACAAAGAAACGAGCAUGCCUCCUGAGUUCGUGUGGAAAGGACACCUUCGACAUUGCGAGGUCGUUGGUGGCCCCGACCGAGGUGAAGACCGUCUCCUUUGCGGACAUCACAAAGAAACUGAAGGCUCACUUCUCACCGCAGCCUUCAGAAAUUGCCUGCAGGCAUGCCUUCUACAAAAGGAACCAAGCGGCAAAUGAGACCAUCGCAGACUUUGUGGCGGCCCUUCGAAAGGCAGCGAGGCCGUGCAAUGUUGCGGAUGUGGAAAUCGCCCUCCGAGACCGAUUGGUAUGCGGCCUUCGGGACGAGCGCCUACAGCAGCGGCUAUUCGCCAAACCAACGCUAACCUGGGCUGUGGCAUACGAAGAGGCGGUUGCGGCAGAGGCGGCCGACAGGUCCACCAAAGAGGUUCGGCAGCGCCAGGCGACGACAGAACAGCACGUCCACUCCCAGUGCAAUGAGGAAGAGGGCGUUGAUGCGCUUGAGGAUGUCAACGCGGUUAAGGGCAAGCGGACCCAAAUGAAGACUGCUCCUAGCAAAACCUGCUCCGGUUGUGGUGGGAAGCAUCAACGUGACGCCUGUUGGGCGCGAGACCUUGAAUGCAGAGCGUGCGGACGGCGUGGGCACAUUGCAAGGGUCUGCAGAGCGGCAAAGAAGAAUCCAGUUUCCAAACCCAGUGAGAGACGACGUUCCCCGGCAAGAGAAGCAUACAGCCAAGUGACAGCCACGCGGCCAAGCGCACCAGUUGUCAACCGCACCAGCUGUCCUGGUAAAAUCGUUAUCACAGUACUCCUAGACGGCCGCCCCUGCUCCUUCGAGAUCGACUCAGGAUCAUCGGUUACCAUCGUUUCAGCGGAGACGUGGCAGAAGCUGUUUCCGGACCGAAGCAAGCGGCGGCUGCAGCAUGCGGACAUGCGAGUGUCUGAUUUCCAGGGCAGGAGGAUUCCGUUGGUCGGCAGAGACACUGUGAACGUUGAGUAUGAGGGGAAAUGUAAAAAAUUGUCGUUCUUAGUUACUGAAGGGGACUGGGUUAACUUGCUGGGGCUGGAUUGGUUUAGCCCUCUGGGUAUCGGAAUCUAUGGGGUAAAUAAGCUGUCUGAGAAUAAAUGGAGUAUGCUUUACGAGAGGUUCCCUGCAGUGUUUGGGGAUGGGUUGGGGAGGUAUAACGGGCCCCCCAUCUCAUUUGAACUAGACCCAAAUGUGGCGCCCAUAAGGCUUAAAUACAGAAAGGUACCAAUACCUAUUCGGCCACGGGUAGAGAAGGAGCUGGACAAGCUCAUAGCACAAGGGGUUCUUGAGCCAGUACCGCACAGCCGAUGGGAGACCCCCAUAGUGACGCCAGUGAAGCCGGACGGGUCUAUUAGAAUAUGUGCCGAUUACAAGUGCACUAUUAACAAGGCGCUUCAGCAGCAUUCAUAUCCAGUACCAGUGAUCAGCCACGUCUUGGCUUCGUUAGGGGGUGGUAAACUUUUUGCUAAAUUAGACUUGGCCCAGGCCUAUCAGCAACUGCCUGUCACUCCGGAAGCGGCUGAGGCACAGACCAUAGUGACUCAUAGGGGGGCAUUUAAAGUUAACAGACUCCAAUUCGGAGUAAACGUGGCCCCUGGGUUGUUUCAAAGUCUAAUGGAACGUCUACUUAGGGGGGUUCCGGGCACAGUGCCCUAUUUUGACGACGUCUUGAUAGCCGGGAAAUCCGAACAAGAGCUACUGGACCGAGUCACAGAGGUCCUAACACGUUUUCAAAAUGUUGGGUUAAAGGUUAAACGUUCCAAAUGCACCAUGGGCGUUGAAAGUGUGGAGUUUCUGGGUUUCCGCAUAGACGCGGAAGGGGUUCACCCCACAAGUGAGAAAAUUGAGGCCAUUAAAAAUGCACCCAAGCCUGAAAACAAAAAAGAUUUGCAAGCGAAAUGGACAUGGGGGCCAGCCGAAAAAAGGGCUUUUGAUGGAGUUAAGGCAUUAUUAACAUCCGACGCCGUUUUGACUCAUUAUGAUGAGCAAAAGCUCCUGAUUUUGGCUGCUGACGCCUCGCCUUUUGGAAUAGGCGCCGUUUUGAGCCAUCUGAUGCCAAAUGGAAGCGAGGCGCCUAUCGCUUUCUAUUCACGGUCUCUAUCUGAGGCGGAGCGGAACUAUGCCCAGAUUGACAAGGAAGGUCUGGCUUUGGUAGCGGCUGUCAAAAAGUUCCACGAUUUUGUUUUUGGCAGGAAAUUUGUGUUGGUCACAGACCACAAGCCGCUACUGGGGAUUUUUGCGCCCGAUAAGCAGUUGCCAAACAUCAUGUCCCCUAGGAUGCUUAGGUGGGCGCUGUUUUUGCAGGCUUACGACUUUGAUCUGGAACACCGGCCGGGUAAGGCUAUAGGGCAUGCUGACGCGAGGGGGUGGCCAAUGGGCAGCAUGGAACACGAGUUCCAACCGUACAAAACCCGCCAAAAUGAAUUGUCCAUAUCAAAGGGCUGUGUACUAUGGGGAAACAGGGUGGUGGUUCCAGACACACUCAGGCAGCAGGUGUUACAAUCCUUACACGAAGGGCACCCUGGUAUAGUACAAAUGAAGGCCCUGGCGAGAGGGUAUGUCUGGUGGCCUAAGAUGGACGCGGCCAUUGAAGAGUGGGUACAAGUUUGCAACCAGUGUCAGCAAAGCAGGCCAGACCCCCCAACAGCCCCACCACAGAAAUGGGAAUCCACGGGUAAGCCAUGGUCAAGGCUUCACAUAGAUUUUGCUGGCCCAGUACAAGGGCAAAUGUUCCUUAUAAUUGUGGAUGCAUGGUCCAAAUGGCUUGAGGUGGUGCACAUGCGCUCAACCACGUCUACCGCUGUUGUACAGGCAUUGCGCCGGUUGUUCGCAACCCAUGGGUUGCCGGACACACUGGUCAGCGACAAUGGCCCUCAGUUUGUGUCCGAGGAGUUUAGACAAUUCCUCACAAACAAUGGUAUCCGGCAAAUGACUGCAGCCCCGUUCCACCCAGCUUCGAAUGGUCAGGCCGAACGGAUGGUCCGCACGGCCAAAGAAGCCCUGGGACGAUUGACAGAAGGGGAUUGGAGUGUGAGGCUGGGGGCGUUCCUAUUGCGCCAGCACACCACCCCAUGUAGCACAACAGGUCGUAGCCCGGCCGAGCUACUGAUGGGCAGGCGGCUAACCACCUGCUUAAACCGCCUUCACCCAGAUUUAAAUGAACAGCAAGAGGGGCGUACAUCUCCUCAAACGAAUGUGCGCAUGUUUAGGGAAGGGGACAAGGUUUUUGCCCGUAAUUACGCCAGCGGACACUUAUGGGUCCCCGGAAAAAUCUGUGGUUGUAUAGGCUCUAGGAUGUAUACAGUGCUGUUGAAUGAUGGCAGAAGGUGGCGGCGCCACGUGGACCAAUUACGAAAGCGUUGGGCCAAGGACAGCGCUGACUCUCCGGCUGGGUCCUCAGAAUUAGUUAUUCAACCUCCCGCAAUGGAGGAAAACGAGGAGUUGGCAGGUAUUACGGGGCAAUUCCCUGAGUCUGAAACAACAGACCCGGCCGUACAAGCGCCUGAUUCAGGGUCUGUGGAGCCACAGUUGGAAGCCCCGCCAACUGAACCUAUUGUACUUAGAAGGUCACAGCGUACACACAGACCUCCUGCAUACUUGGCUGACUAUGAGUGCAGCAAUCUGUUUGAGUCUGCCUGA